AUGCAGUUAAUAGCAAACAUAACUUUACUACUUGCUAUUGCAUUCAAUAAUGGAGAAUACUUAGAGUCUCAUUUCGAAUUUGUUGGUCAUAUUCCCACUCCAGUCCAUGCUGAUUCUGCGAGUAAGGAGAUGACAGUGAGCCAUUGCUUUUCCUCGUGUAUACAGAACAGCAACUGUUAUUACUUCGACUUCUGUGUUAAUAGCAUUACUGAGAAUUGCUACCAGUACAACAAAAACAAAUCAAGUACCAGUGAGGCAGUUGGCGGGCCAUGUGGACGCUACAAAUUAGUCUUUCAACAACGAAGGGACGGAAGUGUCGAUUUUUACAGAAUCUGGACAGAGUAUUCCGACGGAUUUGGGGCUCUGGAUACAGAGUUUUAUUUAGGUAAUCUGGCUCUACAUGAAAUAAUUAAGGACAAAAAUUUUGAGCUCAGAGUUGAAUUGACGGACCAAGCAGGAGAAUAUCGGUAUGCCAAAUACUCCCAGUUCUCAGUAGGCAGCCCCGAUUCUCUGUAUACUUUAACCGUCACAGGAUAUACUGGAAAUGCGACCAACAGUUUAAGUGGUCAUAAUGGAUUUAACUUUUCUACGUAUGACAUGGAUCCUGAAAAUUAUGCAGAUGUUGGCUGUGCUACGAUGUGGCAUAGUGGAUGGUGGCAUGCACAUUGUGGGAUCAGCAAUCUGAACGGACUGUAUGGAAGUGUUGGAAUCAAGGGAUUAACCUGGUACCACUGGAAAGGAUCAUUUUUUCAUGUAAUGAAAUCAACGCGAAUGAUGAUGAGAUUAAAAGAACAAUAA
This is a messenger RNA of Saccostrea cuccullata (small rock oyster), 798 nucleotides long. RefSeq names its product ficolin-1-A-like. The coding region runs from base 1 to 798 and encodes 265 amino acids. Lineage: Eukaryota; Metazoa; Mollusca; Bivalvia; Ostreida; Ostreidae. The record is from RefSeq and is a predicted model, not a curated record. The transcript has 4 exons.